Thermochaetoides thermophila DSM 1495 is the source of this 3852-nucleotide messenger RNA. RefSeq lists its product as uncharacterized. The transcript is spliced from 8 exons. The record is from RefSeq and is a predicted model, not a curated record. Gene Ontology annotation, molecular function: small GTPase binding; RNA binding; nuclear export signal receptor activity. Gene Ontology annotation, biological process: protein export from nucleus; RNA export from nucleus. The coding region runs from base 1 to 3852 and encodes 1283 amino acids. Lineage: Eukaryota; Fungi; Ascomycota; Sordariomycetes; Sordariales; Chaetomiaceae. Gene Ontology annotation, cellular component: cytoplasm; RNA nuclear export complex; nucleus.
AUGGCUUCGACAAUACCGCUGAACGGAGUGGCUGGUGCUGCUGCUUCCGGCAAUGGCGGCGGCGACGCCAUCCUCAAGAUCCACGAGGCCCUCAAGAUCGUCUAUAGCCCGCAGUCGACCAACCAGGCCCGACAAGAGGCCCAGGCCUUCCUCGAGAGCGUUAAGUCGCUGCCAGAGGCGCCCGAGCAUGGCUUCAACCUCGCCUUCAACCAACAAGAUCCGAUCGUGCGUCACUACGGUCUCUCUCUGCUCGAGCAUGCCGUCAAGCAUCGAUGGGCCGACUACACUCCCGAGCUUCAAGAAUGUCUGCGCAACUACAUGCUGCGCCUGACCAAGGCGAUCACCGAUCGCGAUCCACUGUACUUGCGGAACAAGAUUGCCCAGCUAUGGGUUGAGAUUGCGAAGCGCGCCUGGGGUGCUAGCUGGUUGGAUAUGGACGCCAUGUUGGUGCACCUCUGGCAACUACCUGGCUUCGUGCACAAGCUGUUUGUCCUCAAGGUCCUCGAGUCCCUUUCCGAGGACAUUUUCAACAGCGAUGACGUCGUUGUCGCCCUGCGUGAGGGGGCCCUUAGCAAGGCCUGCGUCGAGAUCUUUACUCCGGCGGCCAUCCUGUCCGAAGAGUUCCCCAACCGUCAAAAGAACCCCGAGGUGCGCUUCCAGGCUGAAGGGUGGCUACCGAGAAUAACACAGUUUAUUGGCGAGUGCCUCAGUGCUGGUGUGCAGAGCGAGGACGUUGCUGCGUGCGCAGCCAAGGCACUCAACGUCCUCACCUCGGUCAUUCCUUGGGUUAUCCCCAAGGCCAUCAGCGCUGUUAACGGUCGCGGCGUCAUGUGCAGCUGUUUGGCGACGUCCAGCGUCCCCGUGCAGAAGGCGGCUCUCGAAGCGCUGUACGCGCUGUACAGCCGUUCGAAUUAUACAGAAGAGGAAUUUGUGGAUCUGGUCGUCCCCAUGUACGGCCCAGAAGCGGUUGACCUGUGCCGGCGCCUCUACGAGUGGUCGACAGUCGACGCCCACGACAUUGAUGAGGACAAGUAUCAGUUUGCUAAGAAGUUUUCUGAAAUGCUUUGCUGCCUAGGUAACUACCUGGACCGCAAGUUCACCGCCAUCCCUGUCGGGACCAAUGUUCAAGGCUUCCUAGAACUGCUGAUGUUGGUCGUUCAGAGCCAGAGCCUGGUUGUAUCCAUCCCUAUCCUUCUUACCUGGACGCGUAUCCUCUCCCAUCGCGCGCUUGGUCCUGCUGCUGUCGAGAUGCCUUUCAUCGGCAAUCUCUUGGAGCUUUGCAGCAAUCGCCUCCUGCGGUACGAGUGGCUGCCGGAAGAUACUGAGGACCCAAUCUACGUUCUCCUGAAUGAGGAUACCGACACUGUUCCCGAGCGCCACGCCUUCCUGGGAAACUACAGACGGUACUGCUGCUCGGUAAUCGAGAGCAUUGUUAACCUGCAGUUGCAAGGCGCAUUUACGGUUAUCUUGAAUCGGGCAGAGCAUGCGCUGAAUACCCUUUAUGAUGGACAGCCUCCUCUUAGCCCCGCCAACUACCAGAAGAACUCCAUGCCCGUGUUGACGGUCGACUGCCAUGCGACUGUCAUCGAGGCCGCUCUGAAGGGCUAUGACAAGUGGAAGCUCUCGCGGAAUCGAACGGAUGAGGAUAAGCAGACUUCUGCCGCGUUAGACCAGUACCUGGAGAAAUGGUGCACCCAGCUUCUGGCGAUGAAGUUUGAGGAUCCUCAAAUCCGCAAGAGGAUACUUCAACUGCUGGUCAACUUCUCGACCCGUGCUCUUGAGUCGAACCCCUCGUUCAUGCUUAAGGUGCUAGAGCAUAUACUCAUGACGUGGCCGGCGCCCCAGCCCGAGUAUCGCGUGUACAACGACGCCAUCAAGGAUUUGCAGACAGAGAGUAUGGUUGAGCUGCAACGACUGGCGUCUAAGAUGCCCGACCCUCUGCUGGAUGUCUACGAUCAACUCGAGGCCAAGGUUAAGGAAAUGAUCGCCUCAGGAACGCUGGACGAAAAGAGGCAGAUUGCAUAUCAGAGCUUUCUAUUUAUCAUCAUUCACCGUGCCACGCGCAUCGACCAGGAGGUGCGCCUGCAGCGUCUCAAUGCAUUUAUCGAGCCGGUCAAGAACCAGUGGAGGGAUGAAGCACUCAAGCAAGCGCUCAGCUCGUACGAGGGCUUCUGCCAACUGCUGGGUCUGGAUAAGGUGCAGAAGUACAUUGCGCAGCGCCAGAUUCACCAAAUUACCGAUUGGGGCGAAGUCGAUCUUGAUGCUGAGGGGUUGGCACUGCAGGCCGAGCUGGAACAGCGGCAGACGAUGCUCCCACUCCGGGUGACCAAGUCGUUCUUGACAUACUCGGUCGAGAGGUUGGAGAAGAACUCGCCUCCUUACCAGGCGUCAUGCUUGCUGUGGAAAGAUGGCUUCCCGCUCAUCCUGCCGGAGCUUCUCAAGUUCUUGAGCUAUGCCCAUGCCAGCCACAGCCCCAGUAACUGGACGCUGCUCCCAGCCGAGAUGCAAGGAGUUGUCCAUCGCGUGCUGGCAGACCGCUUCUGGCAAGCCGGCAUCUCGGAGGGCAGCAAGGACGACUUCUACGCGCGUGUGCUCGGCAAGAAGAACACUCUCGAAGGCUUGGCGUCAUCCAUCCGUGGUGCCGUCCGCUUUGUCCGUGAAACGUGCUACGCCAUUCUCUACUGCAUGACACGCCUUGAUACACACUUCUACGGCUUCCUCGAGCUGCCUAACCCCCUGGCCGAGGCCCUCUUCGCCGACUCCCUGUACCUGUCAUCUCACCAGGUGAUCAACUUGCUGACGUUGUCACGGUUCCUGGUCGAUCAUUGCCCUCUGCCGCUAAGGGAGCACUUCCUGCCGCCGAUCCUGGCGACCUGCUUCCGGCAAAUGGAUGCCAAGAUCAGCUCGGAGUGGGAGAAGCUUGGCCAGAGAGAGACCGUCCAGGCUGCGGGAGAGGAGCUGACCGAGGAAAUGAAGGCCGAGAGUAUUUUGCGCCAGCUGACUUACUCGGCUGUAGUCAUGGUCGCAGACGUGCUGGACCCUGCUCGGCCGGAGGGUCCGUCCGGCGAGGCAGAGGGAUUGGAGUCUCCGGCCGUCCCACCCGGCAAGUUCCCCCCGCUCCGCAAAUUCUGCCUCAUGAACCCGAGCAUUGCGGUCCCGCUUCUCGUGUUCUGCUCCCAUGCGAUCCGCAUGCACGACGGCCGCUGCUGCGGCGUGGUCCUGCGCGUCUUCAGGUCCAUCAUUCCCGAGUUCAGCACGCCCGAGAUCGCGAAGCUACAUCACAAGGAGCAUCAUCACCAUUUCUCAGGGUCUACGGGCACAACCGCGGCAGCUGGCGCCCCUUUCUCAGACGGCUUCGCCAUCCCCGCCGCGACGGCCCACGAAAUCCGCGAGUUUAUCUGCACCGAGGUCCUCAAGGCAGCCAUCCAGUCCCUGCACGACCCGUACUUUGUUGACUCCCAAAAGGAAAUCGGCGCCCUCAUCGCCGCCAUCCUGGCCUACUACGCCCCGCUGACUCCUACGCCCCGAGCGAUCUUGUUAUCUCUGCCGAGCGUUAAGCCCGCUGAGGUGGACAGGACGAUUGAGUAUGUGUGCAAGGGUGGGGUGAGCUCCCGGCACCAGAGGGCGAUGGUGUUGGAGCUGUUAGAGGAGUUAAAGGGUGUUAGUGUGGCCGAGAUGGGUAAGCUGGAGAAGAGUGGGGCUAGCAAGAAGAAGGGUCGGAGUAAGAUGGCGCAGGAGUUUAUGACGCCUGGUGGUGGGCAGCAACCUGGUGGGCAGGUCGGAGGUGCCUCGGGACAGAGGGAGAAGACGCCUGAUUUGGAGGGAGUUGCGGGAAUGUUCAACGAGGGUUGA